AGCUCUCCGGUGCCCGGGGGCAGCGGCGGCAGGCGGAACCCAAGCGCGGCUGCCCGUUCCCCGCCGGCCCGGUGCGCUGCUGCGCAGUUCCCCUCCCGGCGUGGCCGCCAGCGCCCACCCACCCCGGCCCCGGCUCGCCUCAGAGCCGCUCCCUCCGCCCCGCCGAGCCCCGCAUGGCGAAGCAGAGCCCCGGCGAGCCCCAGCCCCGCGAGAAGGGCAAGAAGAGGAGGAGGAGGAAGAAGAAGAAGAAGGGCAAGGCCGGGCAUGGCGGCGGGGAGGCGGCGCAGAAAGGCCCCGGCCUGGCGGCAGCUCCCCCCCGCAGCCCAGGGGAGUUCUCCUCCAACUGGAAGGCGCUGCAGGAGCUGCUGAAACAGCAGAGAAAUAGCUCCAAUGAGUCCCUCUCUGCAUGUCAAACAGACACCAAAAAGAAGCAUCCAGUCAAAGCUGGGACCAGCCACGAAGGCUCAGCUGUCAAUGGGAAGGUGAAGGCCAAAUCCUCACCUAAAGUGGACCAUGGUUCUGCUAAGGAAAAACCUCCUCUGGCUAAGGCAGAACCCAAGGAGGUUGCAGCUGAGAGGAUUUUAAAUGGUACCAAAAGCAGUGGGAAAGGCUGCAAAGAGAAUAAGAGAAAUGGCAACACUGGAGAGAAGAAAAAGGAAAAUGGCAACACUGUAAAGGAGGGAAAGAAAAAUGGUCAAGCUGCCAAGGAGAAGGAAAAAAGGCAGAAUGCCAACACUGUCAGGGAGAAAGAGGAUGUAAAACACAAGAGGAGGAAAGCUGAAGAAGCUGUGGAGCAGCCCCCCAAAGAGCCUGAAAUCUGGUUUGAUGACGUCGAUCCCAAAGACAUUGAAGCAGCAAUAGGACCUGAAGCAGCCAAAGUUGCUAGGAGAAACCUAGGGCUGGAAACAGACCAAUCCAAACUGUCUGUGGAGCAAGUGCUGGUGAAAGAAAAGGCUUUUGAAGGGCUGACACAAGCUGUAGCCAUGGACUGUGAGAUGGUGGGAGUGGGGCCCAAGGGGGAAGACAGCAUCGUGGCUCGAGUGUCCAUCGUCAACCAGUUUGGGAAGUGCAUUUAUGACAAGUAUGUGAAGCCCACAGAGGAGGUGACAGACUACAGGACAGCUGUCAGUGGCAUACGCCCUCAGAACAUAAAAUCAGGGGAAGACUUCAAAACAGUUCAGAAGGAGGUUGCCAACAUCUUGAAUGGAAGGAUUUUAGUGGGACACUCCUUACGCAAUGAUCUAAAGGUCCUCUUCCUUGAUCACCCCCAGAAGAAGAUCCGUGACACACAGAGGUACAAACCUUUCAAAGAAAGGGUCAAGAGUUCCAGGCCAUCGCUGAAGCUGCUCUGUGAGAAGCUGCUGAACGUUCGUGUGCAGACGUCAGAGCACUGCUCGAUUCAGGAUGCACAAGCAGCUAUGAGACUCUACACCUUGGAGAAAAAGAAAUGGGAAGCUGCUAUCAAGAACAAACCUAACAACAAGAAACCUAAAACCUGAAUGCUUUUUAUCUGCAGCAUUUGCUGGUUUCCUGCCACAUUCUAGGGCACAUUUAGAGAUAACCAAGAACUAACAGCAGCUGCUUGAUAAAAUCAGUCAAGAUAAUGCUUCUGACCUGCUAAGUGAAUGCUGCCAGUGUCCCCUCUCUGAAUGGGACCCACAACCCAAUGCCUGCUACUGUGUUUAAACAACAUUUGUAACAAAAACCUGCACAUGUGAAGUGCUUCAGUUUGGUUUCUGCAAAGGAAAUGGACUGGGAAAGGGUUGUUUAAAAAAACACAGUAGAUGAAAGGGGAAAAAAAAACCUGCCAGGACUCAAAUCUUGAAAGUAUAAAGUCUCAAAGUAAGGCAAACUCCUCAUUAUUGCUGUUAAUCUCUGUCGUGGUACCCAAACCCUCCCAGUUUAGAGCUGUUUAUCCAUUACUAAUGGCCCAGUGUGAAAGUUUCUGAAGAGAAAAAGCUUUUGCCAACCUAUUUGGAGGAUCCAAACUUCUCUGUCUGAACCAGAAGUGGACAAGUCCUGUUCUUGUACAAAAAGGUUUUCAUUUAUACUUCUGCAGUUUCAAGAGUGUUGCAUCCACAAGGCUCCUUAUCUCCUGGAGAGAAACAGGAGAUUUGUCCAGCCCAGAACUGGGUUUGCUCCACUUGUUUUUAUAUUCCUCUAUUAAUAAAAACAGUGUCUAAAAAAAGUC
Messenger RNA from Pogoniulus pusillus (Red-fronted tinkerbird), 2191 nucleotides. RefSeq names its product REX4 homolog, 3'-5' exonuclease (gene REXO4). Bases 174 to 1499 code for a protein of 441 amino acids. The transcript has 8 exons. Gene Ontology annotation, biological process: DNA catabolic process; rRNA processing. Gene Ontology annotation, cellular component: nucleus. The record is from RefSeq and is a predicted model, not a curated record. Lineage: Eukaryota; Metazoa; Chordata; Aves; Piciformes; Lybiidae. Gene Ontology annotation, molecular function: 3'-5' exonuclease activity; nucleic acid binding.